GUUUUCCGAGCUAACAAAACCCGUGAACACCUUUUUCCAAAACUCUGCAAUCUCGUCAAAAUUCAACAUUCCACGAUGAACGAAGAACGGUCGGAUAGUUCUGUAACGUCCAUCGAAGACGACGACGACGAGGAGCACACAGACAAUACGGAAAAUCUAUGCGAAAACCCCACGCGAGACAUCCUGACCGAAGGAUUCUUCCGGCUGUUCAAACCCGUGAUCGAUGAUCUGGAUAACAAUAUACGUAGUGCUCGGUUGAACCAGAUAGAACUACGUCAACAACUGGACGAGCUAUCUGUGGAGAUGAAGAAUCUUAACUUUGAAAACGAUCCCCAACUGCACGAGCAUUUCAAACGUAUGGUUCACAUCAAACAGAAAGUGAUAGUAAUAAUGAACAUUCUGCAAGGGGCACAGGAACGCCUCGUAGCAAUCUGCCAACAACAAGAACAAGCCGCACCACCGCCGACAGCACCCGCUAAUUAAGCUUGCAAAGAUUAUUACCAUUUUCUCGUUUUAACCACUAUUUUAUUCAAAAGUCUAAGAGC
This is a messenger RNA of Ochlerotatus camptorhynchus, 545 nucleotides long. RefSeq names its product SNAP associated protein (gene Snapin). The record is from RefSeq and is a predicted model, not a curated record. Gene Ontology annotation, biological process: endosome to lysosome transport; lysosome localization; lysosome organization. The transcript is spliced from 2 exons. NCBI's taxonomy places the organism in Eukaryota, Metazoa, Arthropoda, Insecta, Diptera, Culicidae. Bases 76 to 483 code for a protein of 135 amino acids. Gene Ontology annotation, molecular function: SNARE binding. Gene Ontology annotation, cellular component: BORC complex; synaptic vesicle; BLOC-1 complex.